UGACAUUAACAACACUGUCACUGAUCCAUCUAUUCAAGAAAUAAUUGAUAGUAAUUGUGAGUUUUUUGUCAGUAAUAAUGAUAUCAUUCCUGAAAGAUAUUGUAUUCACGAGUACAUUUGGCAGACCUUUUCAUGGUAUUUGGCCUGGUCUACAGGAAAUAAUGAUAAUUAG
Dentiscutata erythropus is the source of this 172-nucleotide messenger RNA. The record is from the annotation of a GenBank genome assembly. NCBI's taxonomy places the organism in Eukaryota, Fungi, Glomeromycota, Glomeromycetes, Diversisporales, Gigasporaceae.